GCUCAGCUAGGUUAAGCUUAAUAAUUGUAUUUCUUUUUGUUUUAACCUGGAAAAAAGGCUAAAACAAAAAUCAGCUAUGGAGGACCCCGGAAACAAAACCAAAGAAGAGAGAAAAAAUAAAGAAGAAGUUCGAUAUCGAGGAGUUCGACGAAGGCCUUGGGGAAAAUUCGCCGCAGAGAUUCGAGACCCUUCAAGACAAGGUGCACGGUUGUGGUUAGGGACAUUUGACACGGCUGAGGAGGCUGCUCGUGCUUAUGAUCGUGCGGCGUUUAAUCUCAGAGGUCAUCUUGCUAUUCUCAACUUCCCUAAUGAGUAUUAUUCUCAAGUUAUGGGGUCUGCUCCUCAUCGUCCUGUAUCAUCUACUACAUUUUCAUCAUCGUCUUCUUCUUCCUCUUCUAGUUUUCGACCUAGUGAGGGUUCUGAGAGAGGAACUUCUUCGAGUGGACAACAAAAACCAGUUUUCGAGUUCGAGUAUUUGGACGAUAAGGUGUUGGAAGAGAUGCUUGAACCAGAAGAAGAAAAGAAGAAGCGAAAUAGAGAUUGAAUUUCGAGGGUUUGGUACUGUACACUUGCUUAAAUCAAGUUUCUUAUAAUUACUUAUUGCAAAGUACUUUUCUAAAGUUCUAAACAAUGUUGGAUGCGCUAUUUUCUGUUCAGCUUUUGGAGAUGAAUGGUGAAUGUAUAAUGGGAGAGCUGUAUAAAUUAUUACGGGGAUUAAAAACUUCUUGGAGAACAUAUUAAAUCAUGUUAAAUUUCAAAUUAGACGAAGUACUGCAUAUCUGUGCAUUUGUGAGUUUGUAUUUGUACUUGGUUGCUGUUGCUGGCAUGGCGUUUCUGAAGUGAAAAAGGAAGAUUGAGGUUUCAGAGAUGGAAUCAACGAGGGCUUAAACUGCUUUUAGCUCUCUUCAUUGGAAGAAGAACAAAGGGAAUCAUAGGUGUUCAGGCAUAUCACAAGCUUGAUGAUUAAAUCAAUAGUACACUGUAGGCGCUUACAGGUCUUCCAUAUAUUUAUUUGGGUGUCUCAUAUUCCCUUCAGUUGGUUGUUGUAAAACAUAGAAGAACUUCAACUUUGUCGAAUAGCAUCCCCCAGAAAUUGAUAGCGAGUAACAGACUCCUUCAAAGUGUGAGUAAACUUUUGAGAAAAAAUUCUGGGAUCAAAGAGAAUUUCAAUCCAUGAAUGAGAUAUUGUAAUACAUUUUACAAUGGUAUUCCUCCUUACAUAGUCCGUAGACUUAUUUAAGGAAAACUUCGGAAAAGAAUUUGUUACAUAUAUACACUAUUCUUAUAGACAUGUUUUUUUUCUGCC
Messenger RNA from Pistacia vera, 1306 nucleotides. RefSeq names its product ethylene-responsive transcription factor ERF098. The record is from RefSeq and is a predicted model, not a curated record. Bases 77 to 544 code for a protein of 155 amino acids. Gene Ontology annotation, biological process: ethylene-activated signaling pathway; regulation of DNA-templated transcription. Gene Ontology annotation, molecular function: DNA binding; DNA-binding transcription factor activity. Lineage: Eukaryota; Viridiplantae; Streptophyta; Magnoliopsida; Sapindales; Anacardiaceae. The transcript has 3 exons.